AUGAUUGCUUGAGUUGUGGUAGUCUUAGUGGUUGUGACUGGAGUUGUGGCGAAGUGACAGGAUGGGUAUUUUGAGUAUGGGAAAGGAUGUAUGCCUUGUGAUAGUUCAUGCAAGACUUGUUCUGAUAGCACAGCGUGAGAUAGUUGUGAGGAGUUUAUGAGGUUUGAUACUGAUACCUCUCUUUGAACUCAUUGUGGUGAAGAUGAGUAUUUUGAUGAGACUUUGAAGGUUUGAAGAAAUUGAGACGGAACUUGAUUUGGAAGGUGUAAUAGUAGACUUGAGUGUAUAAUUUGAGAUCCAGGGAAAAGCUUAGACCUUGAUACACUAGCAUGUGUAACUGAUUGCCAACCAUCUCAAAUAGAAAUUAAAGGGCAUAACUUAUUUAUUGAGAGAGCUUGAAGAAGCCCAGAAUAUUAUGUUGAUCCGACUAGCUUUGAAAUAAUAGAACUAGGAACUAGAAAGUACCCUUACAGGACAAUGAAAUCAGUCAGUUCUGAGAUUCUUACUUUUCUUUCUCAUAAGAAUGUGAGUAUAAUUGUGAAUGUGAGAGAUGUCUACAUUGAAGAUAAAACUUUGGUUGUUGCUAAUAUCACAGAAAUAGUGAUACAAAGUCAUCCAGAUCUAACAGACAACAAUAAAAAGGCUUUGAUUACUCCAACUGAGUUCUCUCAAGCAGGAAUUAGCAAAAAAGCUAGAUUUCAUCUUCUGACAUCUUCAGAUUUACCUAUUGAUACUAUUAUCAGUGCUGGAUCUUUUACAGAAAGUGAACUUGUUAAAAUUAAUGGCAGAAGUGGAAAUAUGAUAAUCAGAUCAGGACUCACUAUUCAAAAUAUUGAUUUAUACAGAGAAGAGGAAGACUAUAAUAAGAAUAUAAUAUUCCUUCAAGGAAUAUACCUUCAAAACAAAACUGCAAGUUUCUUGUAUGUUAUUCAAGCGAUUUGUGUUCCAGAAGAUGAUCUUAUCCAAGUGUCUACCUUUGAGAAUAUCUCUAUGUCAGUGAACAAUGAUAGAGGUGAUAAAGUUAAUUUUAUUGGAGCUGAUAUUUCAAAUUCUCAUUAUAGGCCGACUACUAUUACUACUAAAAAUGCAGUUUUCUUUGGGUAUCAAAAUACUUUUUUCUCGCCAUUGGCAUGGACCGGAACAAUGAUGGACUCUGUUCAUUUUGAAGAGAUUACCUUUAAAAAUUCUGGAAUUCUUUCUGAUUUACUAAUAGCAAUGAUAUUCCAAAGGGUUACUUUUGGAAAUUUGGAAUCAAAUCCUUGUGUUAUUGAGAAUAUUGGAUUAUACAGAACAAAUCUGAUACGCUUUAUAUUCAUUGGUUCAUUAGAGAUUUCUAACAUCAAAAUAUCUAAUGUUAUUGGCCCAAUUUCAGAAAGUUUAUCAUUCAUCUCUUUGAAUAACUUUCCAUUUACUCCUACAAUAAUUCAGAAUAUAUCUGUAUCAGGAUUCAUCUUUGGAAAUGGAGGACUUUUGGAUAUGUCGACAAUCUUAGAUAUAAUCCAGAUCAAGCACAUUAAUAUUGUAGACAGUGUGAUGAAGCCAGGUUUGUUCGUAUUUAAGCUUAAUAUCAUAAAAACCAUACUGAUAGAAGACUUCCGAGCUAACAACGUCCAGGUGAAUCAAAUAGAUGAUAAAGACUCUUCUAUAUUCAGAAUCAAUUCUCUUGAUGUAUCUGGGAAUCUUAAUUCAACAAUUGAGAAUGUAGUUAUAUCUAACUGUGGGAUAUCUAUUCUUUCUUUUGGAUCAAUGAUAAGCAAUAAUAGUGCUCCGACAUCUUUCGAGAUGAGUAAUAUAACUGUCAAAGACUCAAUAUAUACAAGUUCAAGAUCUAUAAUUUCAACUCUAAAUUUAGUUAACGAUGCUGAUUUUACCUUCAAAAUCAAUGAAUUUUAUUCUUCAAAUGUUACAUUUUUGAGCACUGGAAAUAUUCUUUUGUUUGCUCAAAGCCUAGCUAACCCAAUAAUUAUGGAUAACUCUGUAUUUUCUGAACUAGAGUCUACAGCAAUAUCUAUAAUGAAUGUCAAAACAAUACCAAACACAGUUUCUGAAGUGUCUUUGAGCAACUGCACUUUUAGAAAUAUAUCCUCAUCCUUGCAACCUGUGGUAAGAAUAUCAGAAAGAGCAAUUGCCAGUUUUACUGGAAGUAUUUUCGACUCGAUAUCAAUAGUAUUUGAUAGAUCUGGAAUAAUUGAAGCAAGUUCUAACUCCAUUGCAAAAUUCAUUAAUACAAAUUUUACUAACAAUGCUGCAGUGAUUUCAACACUUUUAACAAUCCAGUCAGGAGCCUAUGUUGAAUGUAACUCCUGCUUUGCCAGAAAUAAUUUUGGAGUUAGAAACACUAUAUUCUCAGUGCUAAGCAAUGGAUACUUCAAGUUUUAUGACUCUGAGAUUUCUGAAAACUUUGGUAUUCAGACUCCUAUUGGCCAGCUGUUCGAUGCAUCGCAAAUCAGUAUUUUUGACAAGACUAACAUUCAUAAUAAUUCAAUUGUGACUCCUACUGAUUUUCUCCAAGAGACUUCAGGGAACUGUUCUCGAUUAUGAUUCUUGAAGAAAGAUUUCACAGACUAUAUCAAAUUAAGCCAGCUUUACAAUGCCUCAGAAGGGUCAAAUAUAAUUGAAAUAGUUGCUGGUUCUCUGCAGUUUAUCAACGGAACACAAAUUUAUAACCAAGGUGAAAUCCUCAAUGUAUUUAUGGCUUCUAUCAGAAUUGAAGGAUCUAUCAUCAGAGAUAUUUCUUUUAAAAAUACUCCAAUAACUGCAACUUCUUCGUCUAUUGAUCUUAAUAAUGUUACAUUAGUAAAUAUUCAAGACAAUUCUGGAAAAGAAAUAUUGCUGACUAAUGAUGAAAGUCAGAUUAUUAUGAAUAAUGUUACAUACGAACACUCCAACACCAGGCUGUUCAGAGCCUUGUCUGGAGAAGUGAGUGUACAAACAGCAGUGAUCAGAAAUAUCUCUAGGUUCGAUGACUUGAUGCUGAUAUAUUCAUUAGAAAAAGUUGUACUGAUUGAUAUCACUUUGAUUGACAUUCAAGCUAGUUCAGAUCAAAGUUUUAAAAUAGAGAAUUCACAAAAUGUGUCUAUUGAUACUUUAGUUGUGAAUGGCUUUAAUAAAACUGUGGGUUAUAUCUCAAAAUCUAAUGUGAAAUUGAUCAAAAACAUACAAAUUUCAAGUUGAUUCAAGGCAUUUAAUCUUUUCAGAAGUUUUGUUGACAUGAUUGAUAAUUCUACAUUUACAAGCAAUGGAAAGCAAAAUAGCUUUACAAAAGGAGGAGCAAUCAAGAUAACUGACAGUGAGGUUACCAUCAAUUCUUCAGAAUUUAUAAACAAUAAUGCUGACGUGGGAGGAGCUAUUGAUUUGGACUGAGGCUCUAUUAGUAAAUGUAAACUCAAGAUUGAAAAUUGUAGUUUUGAGAAUAAUAGUGCAUCUAUACAGGGAGGAAGCAUCCACUACAAUUUUUUCCGGCCAGAAAUUAUGAACUCUACUUUUGUAAAUAAUUAUGCUCAAUAUGGUGCUAACCUUGCAAGCUAUCCAGUUAAAAUAAGAAUGAGAGAUUCACCUAAUUCGAAACUUAGAUUAACUAAUAUUGGCUCUGGAGUUGAAAUGUCUUCAUCUAUUCAGCUAGCUUUAUUGGACUAUGAUGACCAAGUUUUAAACUUAGCUAAUGAAGAUCAGGUUGGCAUAUUUGCUUAUCCUAAUUCAAAUUCAACAGUAGCAGGCAUCAAUUCUUUUGUUUUCCAUUCAGGAAUUGCAACUGUUGAAAGGAUUAUAUUUUCACACAAACCAGGUGAAGAAAAUAUUAUGUUUUAUGCAACAACCAAAGCUGUUGAUAAUAAGAAAGUUUCAGCUGCUUUUCCUGGGCAAGAUUUCAAUAACAAUAUCUCUGUAGAUUUCAGGUUCUGUGAGCCUGGAGAGGAGAUCACUCAGCAGAGCACUUGAAGACAAUGAGAUGCAGGUACUUACUCACUCGAAUAUAACUCCACCGAGUGCAAAGAAUGAAUGGACAAUGCUUCGUGAUUAGGAAGGAAUCAUAUCAGCGUACACUCUGGAUACUGGAGACCAUCACAAACUUCAUCAUUUGUGACAGAAUGCUUGUUCAAGAGAGCUUGUGAUGGGGGCUACACAAAUUCAUCACUAAAUCCGGUGAAUUGUGCUGAAGGCUAUCAUGGAGAGCUCUGUUCACAGUGAGUGGUUAAUGAAAAUGUGAAGUACAGUAAAGUAAAUAAUCUUGAAUGAAGCAAAUGACCAGAUCCUGUUUUUAAUGCUUUCUUGGUGUUUGGAUUGUGUCUUCUUGUUUUUUCUUUCUUGAUGGUGUUGAUUAUAUUAAAUGUUAACAAAACUAAAGAGAGCAAUCUUUCAGUGUUAUUGAGAAUAAUGACAAACUAUUUUCAAUUAAUUUUCACUUCACUGUCUUUGACGUCAAGCUAUCCAACAUCACUAAUAUCAUUCUUUGAUAUCUUUGCAAAAUUUGGAGAUGCCUCAGAGCCAUUUCUAUCAAUUGAUUGUUUUAUUAGAGAUUCAGAGAUAAAAGGUCCAUUUGAUUCUAAUGCAAUAUUCAAGCUUUUCCUUCUCAUGCUCCUUCCCCUAAUCCUUUCAGCAAUAGUGACAUUAAUAUGGAUUGUCAUAUAUGCAGUGAAAAGGAAAUAUGUUAAAAGUUUACAAAGAAAUUUAGCAAUUUCAUUCAUAAGCAUUUUGUUCUUACUCCAUCCAAAAUUAACAGAGCAAAGCCUUGGUCUGUUCAGAUGUAUUGAUGUAAAUGUAGAUGAUAGUAGAGUAAGAGUUGAUACUACAAUGAAAUGAUACUCUUCAGAGCAUAUUUUUUGGUUAUUUGUAGUUUCAGGACCCAUACUCAUAGUAUGGGUUGUUUCAUUACCUCUUAUGGCACUAUUUUUACUAUAUAAAAAUAUUAAGAAAGAAACUGAAAGCAAAAUAAAUCAAUACUUUUUGAUUUUGUAUCAAGGUCUUAAGAAAGAUAAAUUUUAUUGGGAGUUUAUCAAUACAACAAGAAAGAUCUUAAUAUUAGCGCUAUUUGUUUUACCAACAACAAUGAAGAUGCUAGUCUCAAUAUCAAUAUUGAUAUUCUUUGCUAGAAUUCAAAUUUUUCUUCAACCGUACACUGAUGAGAGCAACAAUUCUAUUGAAAUUUUAGCAAUAAGUGCAGGAAUCAUCACCAUAUUCAGUGGAUUGUUAUAUUCCCAACCAGAUGAAGUGAAUAACCUGAAUACUUUGUCACUAACUUUCUGAAUUAUCAUAAAUAUUUACUUCUUCAUCAGCUGGAUCUACUUGCUAUCAAAAGAUCUCAAAGACUCUUCAAAGAUAUUCCAACUAAUCUUCAAAAUAUUUGCUUUUAUUCUUCGGAAGCCCAGAGUUUCAUCAGAGGAUUCUCUAAAGACUCCAAAGCCAAACGCUCAAAAUCAUGAGAAGCGAGCUAGAGUUAGAGUACCCAAGAGAAGAAUAAAGUUUAAAGGAAGCAGAAAGAGACUUUUAUCUAAGAAGAAAAAGAGAAUAAUAUUCUCCAGUAAAAAUAUCAAGAAGUUUCUCAAAGCAAAAGAAGAAGUAAGGUUCAUUGGCAUUGAUUUGGUCUGUGUAUUCAGUCUCUUACUUUCUGACGAAUCAUCCUGAAAAUAUUUAGAGACUUCCUAUCAUCUUUAA
Moneuplotes crassus is the source of this 5649-nucleotide messenger RNA. The record is from the annotation of a GenBank genome assembly. NCBI's taxonomy places the organism in Eukaryota, Ciliophora, Spirotrichea, Euplotida, Euplotidae.